CUGUCGCUGCCAUACAGCACGCUGGGUUAAUAAUAGCAGAACGGUUGUCAAGCUAUUUCAGAAGGGGGGAGUGUCGGCUCAUUCUCAUUGGACCCGUUUUAUCCUCGAGUUUCUCAUGAAGUGCGAGUGGGAGGAGAAUUUCCAGCAACGGAGGAUAUCAAAAAUAAACCCCCUCAUGUCCAGGGAAGAACGGAAAGUAUAAAUACCCCCCGAUAUGUCCAGACUGCAGCGGUGCUGGUGAGUGGUACAGCAAGACUUAAGCUUGGUCAGGGAAGGAGAAACGGCAGCUCAGACUGACUGAAACUGAAUGACAUAUUUUGACUGGCACUGGAAGAUCACUUUUAAUUUCAGAGGAGACAUUCUUCUUUCUCACUGGAGGAGACGUGCCACUGGCCAGAGAUAAAAGUACAUCUUUGUUAAAGUCUUUAUAUUACUGCUCUUUAGUGCGUUCUUUUUUUUUUUACUGCAGAAUAUGUGUACCACUGUGUGUUUCGUCUUUUUACUCCUGUGCAUGGUCAACGCGGCACUUGCCUCUCCGUUUGAAUCAGAGGAUGUUGUACCUGUUCGGAUAAUUGGGAGAACCAGCGGGCGCUUUUGGAAGAGAAGCGAGGAGCAGCCGAGGUUUAUCCUCAGUGCGUUUGGCAAGGACUUUACUCUAAACCUCAUGCCGGACACCAGCUUCAUCGCGCCUUCCUUCACUAUGCAGCGCAUCAAAGCCAAAGAUGCUAGGGCUUUACGCAGCGCUCCAGGUGCCCAGCACGUCCUCCAGAAACUUAUGAACAAGUCAGAGGAGAGCGAGGGCCACCUGAGGAGCUGUUUUUACUCUGGGAACGUAGAUCAAGAUCAGGACUCGUUCGUGGCUGUCAGUCUGUGCUCCGGCAUCUUUGGCUCCUUCAUAACCGAGGGCAAAGAGUAUUUAAUUGAGCCAAAACUCCGUGGCGGCCUGGGGCCAGACUCUUCCGAACAGCUGCACGUCAUCAAGAGGAGAACAUUCAACGAGAACCACGGUGUUCCCCUCAUGUUUGAUCACGCGACAGUGGAGAAGCACAAUGGGGAAAGUUUUACGCACGGCGACGGCCACGCAAAGAGGGAACCACGCCGGAGACGCUUUGUCUCUGCGCCACGGUUCAUAGAGACCCUGGUGGUAGCAGACUCAACCAUGACCCACUUCUAUGGAGAUGAAAUAAAGCACUACAUUCUCACCCUCAUGUCCAUGGCUGCCCAGCUUUACAAGCACCCCAGCAUAAAGAACUCUGUGAACAUGGUGGUGGUGAAGAUGCUGGUGGUGGAAGACGAGAACGUUGGACCGGAGGUCUCCAGCAAUGGAGGUGUGGCUCUGCGGAACUUCUGCUCUUGGCAGCAGUUCUUCAACACACCGAGUCAGAGGCAUCCAGAGCACUAUGACACUGCCAUGCUGUUCACUAGAGAGGACAUCUGUGGCCAGAAGAGCUGCGACACAUUGGGUGUGGCAGAUGUUGGGACGAUGUGCGAUCCCAAGAGAAGCUGCUCGGUUAUCGAGGACAAUGGCCUACAAGCUGCCUUCACAGCUGCACAUGAGCUUGGUCAUGUGUUGAGUAUGCCUCAUGACGACUCCAAGACAUGUGAGAGACUCUUUGGGGAUCUGGGAGGUCAUUACCUGAUGGCUCCUCUGUUCGUCAGCCUCAACAAGACCAUGCCUUGGUCUCCCUGCAGCGCUCUCUACAUCACUGAAUUCUUUGACAACGGGCACGGAGACUGCCUGCUUGAUGUCCCAGAGACUACUUUGCCCCUACCAAAAGAACUGCCAGGCACCAAGUACAACCUGGACCAGCAGUGCCAGCAGAUUUUUGGAGAGGAGUUCAUCCACUGCCCCAACACCUCAGAGAGUGAUAUCUGUAGUCAGCUGUGGUGUCAAGAGGACGGGACACUGCAGUGCUCUACCAAGAAUGGAAGCCUGCCCUGGGCUGAUGGCACCCCCUGCAACCCCAAUGGAACCUGCCUCUAUGGAGUGUGCAGGCCAAUCCAGGAGGUGAUGCAGCCACUGAUGGUUGUGGACGGCGGCUGGAGCUCAUGGGGACCCUGGCAGCAGUGCUCCAGGACAUGUGGAGGUGGGGUGGAGUUCUCCUACAGGGAGUGCACUAACCCUGUGCCUCAGAAUGGAGGGAAUUACUGUGAAGGACAGAGGGUUCAGUACCAGUCCUGCAACAUACAGCCAUGUGAUAACAACGAAGGUAAAAGUUUCAGAGAGGAGCAGUGUGAGAAGUACAACAGCCCCAGUUACCUGGACCACAGCGGGAAUGUGAAACAGUGGAUACCAAAGUACACUGGCGUUUCUCCCAGAGACAGGUGUAAGCUAUUCUGCAGGGCCCGGGACAGCAGUGAAUUCAAGGUGUUUGAAUCCAAGGUAAUUGACGGGACGCCCUGUGGCCCUGACACCACAUCUGUGUGCGUCCAAGGACAAUGUGUGAAGGCAGGCUGUGACCAGGUGAUAGGAUCCAACAAGCGAGUGGACAAGUGUGGAGUGUGUGGAGGAAGCGGACUCACUUGUAGAAAGAUCACAGGAUCGUACAACAAAGCAAAUUAUGGAUACAGUGACAUCAUCACAAUUCCCAUUGGCGCUACUAACAUUGACAUCAAACAGCGGAGCCACAGAGGAAUCAAGCAUGAUGGGUACUACCUGGCUGUAAAGAGAGAGAGUGGUGGUUACAUCCUUAAUGGUAAUUUCUCUGUAUCCACGAUGGAGCAGGAUGUUCCAGUGCUUGGUGCAGUACUGAAGUACAGUGGCUCUUCCACUACACUAGAGAGGAUCCAGAGUUUCAGGCAGCUGAAGGAGGCCAUUACCAUCCAGCUCUUCACUACUGCAGGUGAUGGUAACCCUCCCAAGGUCAAAUAUACUUUUUUCAUCCCUAAAGAUGCGACUUUCAACAAAUCCAAGGAGAAAAAAGGCUUGUCCCUCUCUUUGCAUAUGAUCCAUCCAUUUGGUGUGCCUGAAUGGGUGCUGGGUGAGUGGUCUGUGUGUUCCAAGACCUGUGGCUCUGGGUGGUCCCGGAGGAAUGUUGAAUGCAUGGACAGUGAAGGCUUCCUCUCCAGCCAAUGCGACAAAGACCUGAAGCCCAUAGACAUCAGGCCUUGUGGAGAUCUGCCAUGUCCCAUAUGGCAGAUGGGACCGUGGUCUGCCUGCUCACGAACUUGUGGUCAGGGGGAGCGCCGCCGCAGCAUCUUCUGCAUAGACUACACUGGGAAGACUGUUGAGCCAGAGAAGUGUGAUCCAAAAAAAAUCCCAGAGCCAGUCUCUGGAGAAUGUUUCAACCAGGACUGCUUGUGAAGAACAUGAGUACAGUGAACUUGUUAUUUUUGAUUAUAGUGCACUUAUGAACAAUGGAUGGAUUAGUGAACAGGCGGGCGCACCGGGGAAAAGGGCCAGGGGUCCAUUAGAUCUGCAGUAUGACUACAAACAGACACAAAACAAUCCCCAAAACUUAAGAAAUGAUCACAAAGAGACAGAUUAUGAAAAUUCUUGUUCACCUGCAAAAUGUAAUGUAUGUCUACAAUAUGUCUACAUCCCGGAGCCCAUGAACUCAUGGCUCAUGUUAUCAACUGGUUGCAUCAAGUCACAUCAAAGGCUUUUACCUGAACAUUGCUUUGUCAUUCUGUUGACAUUUAACAACCACUAUUGAAAUUUUAAACAAUGGAAAUCUACCUCAGGAUGUACAUGUGAUGCUAUGUACAGUUGCUAGAAGAAGGUGCGGUGUGUGUGUGUGUGUGUGUGUGUGUGUGUGUGUGUGUGUGUGUGUAACUUUUCCAGAAUGAAAAACUAGUCCAACAUUUAAAAAAAAAAGAGAACUUUUUUUGGAUGCUUUUUUCUAUAAUCAGUAGUUUGGUGGGGCUAGAACAAUGGCAUGAAACCUGCUGUCAAUCACCAGCACAGUUUAAAUAUACCUCCAAUUGUCAUUCACACACUCAACCCCCUUUUGAUCGAGCCAUUUACCUUUUAAUGAGGCACAGACGCACGAAUGAAGCAUUGGGAUUUUAAGCCUCUGGGAAAUGUGCUUGUGUGUUAUUGCUUCUCCUUUCUGCACACAUACUAAUUUAAUUUGUGCUAAAUCCUAAAUCUUAAAGCCUACAUCGGAACAAACUACAACUACAAACUACAUCAUAGGCAUUUUACACAUUGUAUAAAAUAUGUCUGGUCUUUCCUGAUCAGAAAACCAAUGAGAACUCUACUCUUCCAAGCAAUGUAAUUUUAGCCUUGUUCCAUGUCCAUGUGCAUCACAAUGCAGUUGAGGAAAACAGUGGUAGAAGCAGUCUGCAAUGCAGCAGUGUUUAUUUGGAGGUAUUUUUAGUGAUAAGCAUACUAUCUAUCAUAUAUAUGAAAAAUAACAUUAAUUUUCAGACUUUUUUUGUUAAUGCAUCAUAUGCAAAUGCUCACACGUUUUCAAAUUCAUGUAUGUAUAUUUGAUUUCUUCAUUCCUGUUGUUAAUUUACAGUAUGUUAUCAAACAAAAGAGAUGGCGGAUUAGGCCUAUAUCCCUUCAGUGAAGGACUAUGCUAUUAUAUUAUUACAGCUUCCUUUUUAAGCUAUUUAUUUUUGUAAAGUUUUUACCUUGGACAUGUAAGUAACAUGGCAGAUGCUGCUGUCUUUAAGAUUAUUGUCUAUA
Archocentrus centrarchus (flier cichlid) is the source of this 4636-nucleotide messenger RNA. Its product is annotated as A disintegrin and metalloproteinase with thrombospondin motifs 8. Gene Ontology annotation, biological process: proteolysis; extracellular matrix organization. The record is from RefSeq and is a predicted model, not a curated record. Bases 473 to 3304 code for a protein of 943 amino acids. Gene Ontology annotation, molecular function: zinc ion binding; metalloendopeptidase activity. NCBI's taxonomy places the organism in Eukaryota, Metazoa, Chordata, Actinopteri, Cichliformes, Cichlidae. The transcript is spliced from 9 exons.